AGUCCGUCCGGCUUGCUCGCCCCGCGCUGCGCUCUCGCGCCGCACUUCCUGGAGAGAGAAGGAGUGCGUGGCGCCCGGCGCCGAGAGGAGAGGAGAGGCGGGCGCGGAGGGGGCGCGCGUGCGGGAGACAGGCAGCCCGGCAGCCAAGCAGCCAGCCAGCCAGGCAGGCAGGCGGAGAGAGCGACCGAGAAGACGCCGCAGCAGCAGCAGCAGCCGGGGAUCGCGCGCUCUCGCUUGCUCUCCGCUCGCUCGCUCGCUUUACCUCGCCCAUCCGCCCCUGGGAAUCGGAGCUACUACUCCCCACCGGUGAAUGAAUGAAACAGCCACAGCCCAACAAGUAAGUGGAUCGCGCCGGGUCUGGGGGUGGGGGGGCACUCUCGGCUUAACUGCCAUCUGGAUGCGCUGCCCGGGUUUCUCAAAGGCGAGGGAAAGUAGCGGGGUGGGGGGAGAGACUGGAGACGUGGGGAGGGGGGGCAAGGAAGGAAAUAGUAACACGUUGUGCAGGAGGUUUUCUUCCAAAUGUUCUUCCUAGAAAGAAAGACCUCGCUGUUCGGCCUUCAGGUCGGGGGUUCUUCCAACCAGUGCCCUCCCCCCUAUAUUCCUAACCGGCUGUUUCCAGUUAUUAUAAGGUGGGGAAAGUCAACUUUGGGUUUAGUCUGCUCGCCUCUUCUGGACUUGGUGCCGCAACCUUGCGGGUUAAGAUCCUCGGUGUGUGGGGUUUUAUAUUAUUAUUUUCUUAUGAUUUUGGUCCAGGGUUCAAUUGGUAGAGGGAGAAAAGUUGCUGGGCGGAUGUGUGUUGCUUGGGAACGACUUUGAUCUCCGCCAGUUGAGAAGCUUAGCCAGCGCGUCGUCGCCUUUCAAGGUUUUAUUACUGCCGGAGGUUGGUGGGGGGUUUAAAUUAGUGUAACGCACGCGGCUUUGUAACACCGGGAGGGGGGGAUGCCGGCCCCCUGACCUAGCAGGGACGGCGCAGGAGUCGAUCCGGAGAGGGAAAUCCCUUCCAAAUUCGGAGGAGAGCAGGAGGAAGGGGAAGAAGAGGAAGAGGGUUCCAGGGGUUAAACUAGCUGACAGAUGAAGAGACCCUUUGCUUCGGAUGGAAUUCGAAUUAGGGCAUGCCGGGGACACGGAUCUGGAGUGGGCGCAAAGAGGAGAGUCCCUUUGGCGGGCCGGCUGCCUGGCUUCAGUUGUCGAACUUUCCGGCGCUGUUUUCAUUGUAGAUCUAGAGAAACUGUGUUUGGGGAUGUAGUGGUCGGGAAAAGCCAGCCACCCUCCCGCCCCUUAGACGUGGGUCAGUUCCGAAAGCCGUCCGGAAGAGUUGAGAGAGGGAUCCCUUUCUCUUCAGAUUUGCUACUUUGUCGGCGCGCGCGCGUCCCUUGGGCGCCCUUUCGCCCUGUUCCGCCUGCAGCUUCGGGGACUGUCAUGGACGGAGCUGCUUUGCUCUUUAAUUGCCUUCCUCAUUGUGCGCGCGCGUGCCUUUUAAUUAAUUCGCUUUAUGGCUGUUUUUCUCCUUUUCCUACAGUCCAGCGGAAUUUCUAGAGGAAAGGGAAGGAGGGGGAGAUGUGGGUGUCGCCAUUUAAUUAGUGUGUGUGUGUGUGUAUCUAUCUAUCUAUCUAUCUAUCUAUCUAUAGUAUACACACACACACACACACACACACACCCUAAGGACAUUUUCUUAAGUGUCUAAUUUCCUAAUGACUGAAGUACUUCCGAGUAAGCUGUGUCAAUCUUGGGGCAUUUGAUAAUCUGUCUGCGUGUAUAUAUGGAUAGACUUAGACAUACACUACUAAGAAGUAAGAGGAGGAAUCAAAGCAAAUUUCAUUGCACUUUUGUUAUAUACAGUGAGGAAAAAAUGACACGCAUGACAGCUACUUUAGAUUUUCUAACACAAAGCAAGUUUUCUCCUUACAUCUCCACCCUCAUCUGCCCACACAUAUUAAGGUUCUAAUGCCCCUAAACUUUCGGUGCCCCCUGCCCUGCCUUGGGCUUUCGAGGAAGUCCUGCUCUCUUCCCAGGGGUUGGGGAUCGAGUCCCUUGGCAGCCGCAUCUUCCCCUCCUAGUCCUUUCCAAGUGAGGCUGAAAGAGUAACAAGUUUUUUUUCCCCCUCCCCUCCUCUCCUCUCUGUGUUUGUUUCCCUCCCGCUCUUCUUGUGCUUUCCAGGGAGCACCCGGGUCACUCUGGAGUCCGCAGCGCUUCCCUCCCGUCUUGGCAACCUGUCCCUCCAUUGAAUUCCGACGCUGUCCGCCUUUAGCCCCCCCGAAAACGCCUCUCACUCGGCUGAAGGUGGGUGAGUCCCUGGCUAUUUGCACCCAUCCAUCGUCCUCCUCCAGAUCCCCAAACGCUCCUUUCCUGGGGACCUGAAAACUGAGACAUGGGGCAAGUCCGGAGAGAUGGGCUUAGGCACAAUUUGGGGAGGGGGAGGGGAAGGGGAAUGGGAAGGAGAGAUCUGAUGUGCAGGGAGAGAGGGAGGGGGAAAUAUAUUGGGGCGAUGUGGGGGGGGAGGGAUAUGCGGGCUACACCCUCCGCAGCCCAAGCACUGACAGCUAUCAGACGGCCCUUGUUGGGCUUGCCUGCGGGGCUUUUCUCUGCUUAGAGGGGAUCGUUCCCAUCCCUCUUCCCCACGAUCAGUCCUUCCUUCCCCCUCUCUGCCCCUCUUCUCUCCCCCAUCCCCACCUCUACACGCCACGACCUCUUCCCUACCUCUUUCUCUGCCUGACCCACCUCCCCAUCGCCCAGCUCCCUGUCUCUCCUUCUUCUUCUUCUUCUUCUUCUUCUUCUUCUUCUUCUUCUUCUUCUUCUCCUACUCCUACUCCUACUCCUACUCUCUCUGUCCAUCUUCCCCACUGCAGCCUCCCUUUUGCUGCCAGCUUUUUUCGCCCUGCCGGUGGGCCACGUCGAACUUCCUCCUUCCUCCGCUCUUCUGUCCUGCCAUCUCAGCCCGGCUUUCUCCCCUUGCUGCCCCACUUCCCACUUCCCCUCCUCCUCCUCCAGCGCCCUUCAUCUUCUUCCACCCGAACCCCAUUCCCCGACGUGAGGGCGGUGGUUGGUGGGGAGGGGGAGGUGCAAGGAGGGAGCUUGGCGGUGUGGGCGGGCGGUGUGGGCGGUUGGGUUUUCCCCUUCGGGGGCUUGUUGCUGCGCAGCAGCUAACCACCCUGACCCCCCAGCUGAGCCAUGUUGUUGUUGUUGUGCCGUGUCUCGUUUGCAGCCAUGCCCUGCGUCCAGGCUCAGUUCGGGUCCUCGCCGCAAGGAGCCAGCCCGGCCACGCAGAGCUACGCUUACCACCACUCGGCGGCUGCCGGGGAGUACAGCUCGGACUUCUUAACGCCCGAGUUUGUCAAGUUUAGCAUGGACCUGACCAACACUGAAAUCACUGCCACCACUUCUCUCCCCAGCUUCAGUACGUUCAUGGACAACUACGGCGCCGCCGCCGCCGCAGCCGCCGCGGGCUACGACGUCAAGCCGCCUUGCCUGUACCAAAUGCCCUCGCAGCCGCCGCCGCCGCCUCCGCCACCCCCGCCGCCGCCCCCGCCGCCCUCCAUCAAGGUCGAGGAGCUGCCCCUGCACGGCCACGCGCACGGCUACCCCCCUCCGCCGCCCCAGCAGCCGCCGCCGGCCGCCGGGCCGCAGCAGCCCGACGAGCUGGCCGUCUACUACAAGCCGUGCUCGUCGCCGCCAGCCCCGACCGCGGGCUUCGCCCCCGGGCAGAGCGUGUGGGACGAGGCGGGGCCCCUGCACGGCUUCCACCACCACCACCAUCACCACCACCAUCACCACCACGCGCAGGCCUACGGCGGAGCGGCGGCCGUCGGGGGCGGCGGCGGCGGCGGGAUGCACAAAGCGGUGGCCCCGACGGCCGUGCCGCGCCUCUCGCUCUUCUCCUUCAAGCAGUCUCCGCCAGGCACGCCAGUGGGCAGCUGCCAGAUGCGCUUCGACGGGCCCCUGCACACCCUGCCGCUCAACGGCGAGCCCGGCGGGCCUCACCACCAUCACCACCACCACGACGGGCAGCCCUUCGCCCUGCCCAACCCCAUCCGCAAGCAGGCCGCCGCUGUCGGCUUCCCCGGGCUGCAGAUCGGGCACGCUUCGCAGCUCCUGGACGCCCAGGUGCCGUCGCCGCCCUCGCGGGGCUCACCCUCCAACGAGGGGCUCUGCGCCGUCUGCGGGGACAACGCUGCCUGCCAGCACUACGGCGUGCGCACCUGCGAGGGCUGCAAAGGCUUCUUCAAGGUGAGAUGCUGCUGCUAAGGAGCCGCGACAGGGGGCGGGGGGAGGGCUUCUGUGUCAGUGGUGAUGGAGGAGGAGGACCAGAUUUUGCGCCGGCCGUCUCUCCAGCUGCCGAGCCGCUAGCGCAGCUCUCCAUCCCCGCAUCCCUCCCUCCCCUGUAUCUAUCCUGUCCUCUGUGCCCAUCCAUUCCUCCAAGGCACUGAUGGAUAGAUCCCUUCUUCGCUCUCCCAAUCUAGGCCGAGGCCCCGCCCCCGCAAAUUGGAAUCCACACCUGGCUGUUUUAGCCUGGUAUGAUAAUUGCCACUCCGCAUUAGACGCCCGGCCUUGGACAGCCCUGAAAGGAAGGAAGCCCUAUGGCGGGCAGCCUCACACUUGCGCUCAGGGUUCAUGAACCCAGAAUAAACUUCAGUCCUGGUUCUCUUCCCUUUGCAUCCUAAAGAGAGACAAGCUGGUAAUCGCUCCAGGCGUCCCAGCGCGCAUAGAUAGGAUCGGGCCCUAUUCAAGCGGCAUAAACUCUCCCACCAGCUCGCGACUCACCUGUCCCCAAAUCUCCUUCGAAUCCUUGACUUGAGAAAGUCACAGUUUAAAUCACCUUUUUGGUCUCCCUACGUGGGAAUAUUGACACGCGCUUCAGAAACGCCAGACGCAUAUUCCUAGCUCAGAUAUUUACAAUCGCCCCUUUUAGUCUAAACUCUCUGCCAAAAGUAGAGAUUUGGGGUUCCCCUCCCCCACCCCGCGUUUCCCAGCCGUCGGAAGAGUUGGCCAAGCGCAACUUUAUUUAUUUAUUUUCUUGUUGACCACGCUUUUGUCCUACUCUGUUGCUGAAUAUGUUAAGGACGGACAAUCCGUUACGGCGGAUAAUCUUUAUGAAAGUGGGAGAAGUGGGGAAGAAACCCCACCCAGCUCCUCUGUCGCCAGGGUUUAUUGUUGGCACUGCUCCUGGGCACUGCGGAGACCACAAGGGCCAAAAGAUGCCCGGUUGCUUGCCCAAGGGAGUCAGGAAAAAUCAGGAUUUCGGAGACGUGCUUUUGGAAUCAGGGGAGAGAAAGCACCGCCAAGCCCCAGACCUCUUUCUCUGCCCCAACCCGACUCAAAGCGUACCAGGGGGAUCAAGCCAAACCAGGAAUUUAGGAGCGCACUCCGGCGCUGUUGGAUGAGGGUGGGUUUUUAAUAUUUUAAUGCGCUCGACGCUGCAUCCUGAGGCCUGCUCAGAAUCUCUACAGGCAGCCCAUCACCUGGGGAAAAGAGGAAGGAAAAACUGUGGUCCAUGUGUCACAAAGUCGCUGUCCUCCCCAGGCAGCUUUCGUCGCCCAACCCACUCUCUUUAAAACAACAACAACACCACCAUUUCCCUCCUUCCUCUCCCUAAAGGAGAGGCGAACAGAGGCCGGGCAGGCGGGCGAAGGGAGCUAUUUGCAUGCGCUCGCCUUUUGCCUUCGGAUUGAAAUUGGUUAGGACAGAGAACCGUGUCUAAGCUAACCAAGUGGAACGGAAUUCCCUAUGGUCAAAUUAAGUGAUCUCUUUAUUUCCCCCAUUCUGAUUGAAUAAUCUUAUCAUUUGAAAGAGAGAAGGUCUCGGAGGAAUGUAAAUAAUAUGAAUGCCCACGGAUUUGUAUUUACCGAACGUCUCCUCUCUCCUCCGCUUGGCAUAUCAAGCAUCGGCAAGGAGCUGCGGGGCCGGCGCGCUCGCUUCCCAUUUGUUUCGAGAUAAAUGCCUUGGAAAAGAAGAAGGGCUGGAGGGGAAGGGGAAGGCGAGCGAGAGGGGGUGGGAGGGGGAAAUGGCGAGGCGCUGUGCAGGGAAUUUAACCGAGGGCGCCUCCUUUGGACUCCCCCACCCCAAUCUCCUCCCCUCUUUUCCGCAGCGCACCGUCCAGAAAAACGCCAAGUAUGUUUGCCUAGCGAAUAAAAACUGCCCCGUGGACAAACGCCGCCGGAAUCGGUGCCAGUACUGUCGCUUUCAGAAGUGCCUGGCAGUCGGCAUGGUCAAAGAAGGUACCGCUUGCCGGGGGGGAGGGGCUGCCGGGAUGACUGGGAGCGGGAGGGGGGCGGGCUGGUCCUCGGAGGAACCAGCAGCCACAGCUGCGAGAAGGAAGCGCGGACACGCACACUUCCUUUCCCGUUCGCCACGUCGGAGAACGUCCGCGUCCCAGCAGCGUUCGGGCCUUAUUCAGUCCUAUGCAAACGAGUGCAAGCCUGGGGAGGAUUUUCAGUAAACCUGCAGAGAUAGCGGAGAGCUCUGGGACCAUGGUCCUUAGACGGCCACAGUCGAGCGCCUACACACACUGACUCGCAGGGGAAUCUCCCAGAGAAGUAAAUAAACAGGCAAGCAGAGGCCUUAACUGCCCAGGGAGCUUAGGAUGACAUCGAAGAAGCAGAGGCAGUUACUGGCCCCUCUCUGGAACCGGAUGGCCCUCAUCCUAGACGUGAAGGGACCCAGGCAUAGGUUCCUUACGUCUAAGAUGUGAAGGAUGAGGCAUCCCAGGGCAAAGAGAGUCGAGGCGGGGUUGGGAUUUUGCCAAGGCUCAGAUGCACUCUUUCCUAAACAAGAAUGCCAUUCGUAUCAUGGCUAAGGCCAGGGCUUUUUCCUCCCAGGGGUAAGUCACCCGAACUCUCGGGUGAGUACCGGCACCUCUCAAUUGGGAAGUGUUUAGAGUGAGUUCCGGCACCUGUUUUUCUAGAAAAAUAGCACUGGCUAAGACCGAACAAAUGCUGAGGCCCAUUCCUGGCUCACAGAAGCUACACCGCUCCAUCCCAAUUUCAGAGUCGAGAUUUCCAUCCACAAGGGUGUAUACUAUACACUGGUGGUUCCUUUUAACAAGCAACUUUUGCUCCCGCGCGCACAUACGCACGAGAGGAAAAGCAAAUAAAGGAAUAUUCAUUCAGUGGGAACUCUGGACACCUUUGUGUUGGAGGCUUCCUGGUGCCGUCGAAGAGAUUAUGGGCACUGCAUCCCCGGGGGGCGGAGGUGGCGGUCGCGUAAGGGAUGUCAGGGCUUCUUCGCUUUCCUGUUCAAAAGCUGCUCCCUCUCUGGCCGGGCGAGUUGACCAGCUCUCUCUUUUGCAGUGGUUCGCACAGACAGUUUAAAAGGCCGGCGGGGUCGCUUGCCGUCGAAACCGAAGAGCCCCCAGGAGCCCUCUCCCCCGUCGCCCCCGGUGAGUCUGAUCAGUGCCCUGGUGAGAGCCCAUGUCGACUCCAACCCGGCUAUGACCAGCCUGGACUAUUCCAGGGUAAGCUGGAGACAACAUUCGCCGAAGGGUCCGCCUCGCGGGGGGGACGCGCUGAGCACGCGGCUAGUCCGUAGCGAGGCCAUUUCUCUGUUUGGGAGGAGAGAGACCCUUUGCCCUAAAGCUGUUGCCAAGAAACCGCGGGGAUAUUGGAGGACUGCUCUUAAGAUACAUCAGGGCCGAGGGGCCGAGGAUUGUGGUGUGGGUCGGGGGCAGGGGUGGAUGUGAGGGGGAGGUUUACGCCUUAGAAGCCACGCCUUGCCCACAUCUGCUUCUAAGAGAGGCCUUUGAUUCCCGUAGGAUUUGCUUAGGAUGCUUAGGGAAGUGAAUCAGGAAAGAUCUACUCUCGAAGUAACGGCGAGUAGGACCGACCUGUUAGGCCUGAUCCUCAAAGUCAUUAUUGGAGACAGCACAUACACUGGCCUUAGUGGAGUUCCUUAUCCGAAAUGCUUUGGGGAGCUCAUUCAGGGUAUAUAUUUUGGCUCAUUCUGGUUUGUGGGGGAAGAGAGAGGAGGGUUUGCCGAUUGGGAUCUCCCUCUUUCCCUGUCCAUACCGCAUAACGCUAGCUUUAUUUUUAUUAUUAUUAUUAUUACCCGGUCCUUCUGUGCUUCUGCACACCAACAGGGACACGACACACGUGUAUAUGUCUGAAUAAUGAAAAUUAAAUAAAAUGAUGGGGACAGACACUUGCGUGGAUGUGUUUUAUCUUCUUAGACAUAUGUGUGUGUGUGUGUGUUUCACACAAGUGUGUGUGUGCGUUUCACGACACAUACGGGCCUGUGUGUACAAGAGGAUUCAUUCCUAGUGUCACCAUCGCACCCAUCCUACGACACUCGCCUUUCCAGAGGCAAAAAAAUAAAAUCAGGGGCUGCUUGGAUUUCCCCUCCUGGCGGGUCCUUCGGGGCGCUUUCCCAGGGCGCCUUUGCUAAGCCGACCCUUCUUGGCCACGGCAAUUUCCACCUUCCUAGCACCACCCCUAAUUGAAUUAAUUGCCCUGGAACAUCUUAAUUUCCUUACUGGUCAGAGCGAGGUUUAAUUGUUAUAAAAACCAGGCUCCCCUCCUCGGAAUGGGGUUAGCAAUUUCACGGGCGAUAUAUUUUAGAGAACCUCAUUAAAUUGCUGGGGUCUCUUCCUCUCUCUCUCUCCUUCCUCCCCCACUUGCCUUCCCUUCCCAUCUUUCCCCAUCCGUUUCUCCUUCUUCUCCGGAAUGGCGACUCCAGUUCCAGGCUAACCCGGACUAUCAGAUGAGCGGCGACGACACGCAGCACAUCCAGCAGUUCUACGAUCUCUUGACUGGCUCCAUGGAAAUCAUCCGGGGCUGGGCGGAAAAGAUCCCCGGCUUCACCGAUCUCCCCAAACAGGACCAGGACCUGCUCUUUGAAUCCGCUUUCUUGGAGCUCUUCGUCCUGCGGUUAGCCUACAGGUAGGCAAAAGGAGGCAGAGCCGGGACAAUUAGGCAGGAAUCGGAGGCGGCGCAGUCCUGGGUGUUUGCACGCGCCUAUGGAUGUGUGGAUGGAUGCCUGCCAGCCAGUCUGAUGAGAAAAUCCUGAGCCGUUCAAGGUCCGCUGAGCUGCGUUUUAUUAACUCCUCGGUAAUUAGGUGCCUCUUAAGCCCUCCGUUUAUUGCUCCGCGAGUAAUUAGUUGUUUGCCUCUUUCUCUCUGUCUCUCCGCCCCUGGGUGAACUCCCCCGGCAGAUCCAACCCGGUGGAAGGCAAGCUGAUCUUUUGCAACGGCGUGGUCCUGCACCGGCUGCAGUGCGUCCGCGGCUUCGGCGAAUGGAUCGACUCGAUCGUGGAGUUCUCGUCCAACCUGCAGAACAUGAACAUCGACAUCUCCGCCUUCUCCUGCAUCGCUGCGCUGGCCAUGGUGACAGGUGAGCUUUGGGCUCCUACCCCCCAUCGGGUUUUUUUGCUCCAGAUUAAUUAAUUUGGAAGAAGUACUGCGUCAUCCCUCCCAUCAUUAUAAGUGAGCCAUGCAGAUCAGAAUUCCCACUUCGCUUGCAAUCUUACAACCCAAGACGGUCUGUCUCGUAUUUGUACAAUUUGCUAAGGCAGAGUUAGAACUGCCAUAUAAACCAGAAACCUUUAAUUCAGCCUUUUAAAGUCCACAAUACUCACCCCCACACUUUCCACCUGAUUACUAGGAUACUACAGUAUUACCAUGCAUUCGUCAUUAGAAUUCCUCCUUCGCCAAUAAACUCCUGCAUUUUAUGCUGGAUUGAGCGAGGAUAUUUAUGGACUUCUUAUCCCUAGCCCCUUGCAGAUCUGGCUUGAAUGAAUCCGGAAUAACAACUCUGCUCUCACGAUUGCAAAUAUAGAAAAUGCAAGGCACAAAACCAUCCUCAGACAGUGCGUGUUCGUGUUGAGCUAUUGCUACACAGUUUGACCCUCUUGCACACUCAAAAGUGCCAAUCUGGUCUGUUGACACCGAUUACGGUGUGCCCAAGAAGUUGGACGGUGCCAUUUUUACACGUGCCUUCUCCAAAGAGAUUCUCCGAGAUUUACACCCAGGUGAAGUGCCUAGCCUUUGCAAUCUAGGGCACAGCUAAAGUGGAGAGUUGCUUCUUACUGGUAUUAAGGAGCUGCAAGUUUGCGUCUUCUAGGCAAGGCCUGAUGGCCACACACACACACACACACACACACACACACACACACACUGCGUCCGGUCUAAUAAGCCCCUUGUCUCUUGCAGAGAGGCACGGCCUGAAGGAACCCAAGAGGGUGGAGGAACUGCAGAACAAGAUUGUCAAUUGUCUCAAGGACCACGUGACUUUCAACAACGGCGGCUUGAACCGGCCCAAUUACUUGUCCAAACUGCUGGGCAAGCUCCCGGAACUGCGCACGCUUUGCACGCAAGGCCUGCAGCGCAUCUUCUACUUGAAACUCGAAGACUUGGUGCCACCGCCGGCAAUAAUCGACAAACUUUUCCUGGACACGCUACCUUUUUAAAAUAAAAGAGAGAGGGAGAGAGAGGGAGAGAGAGAAAAAAAAAACGAAAGAAAGAAAGAGACAGAGAGAGAAAGAGAGGGAAGGACUCUUCUUUGCCGCUGAGCUUUCCAAGUGAAGAACUUUCAAAGCCUGGAAGAGAGGGGGAAGGAAGGAAGGAAGGAAGGAAGGAAGGAAGGAAGGAAGGAAAGAAGGAAGCAGAUGAAGGGGCCUGACUAAGACACCUGGUCCGUGAGGAGCACCCAUGGGUGCUGCUGGGCUCCCAUCCCUUCAGACUGUGGUUGGCCUCUCCUGAAAGACAGAGACUGGACAUUGGGGUGGGGGUCUCUCUCUAUAGGCACCCUGGAUCCCGUUCCUUGGACUGCACACAAAUCCCAUGGUACAAGCUUUUUAUUAUCGCCUAAAACAGACAAACAGUAUCCUUCAUACACCCCGGUCUCCCCGAAACAAAACAAAAAAAAGGGGGGAGGGGGGAAAACAGAAUUUCCUACUGCUAUUAUGGUGAUGAUGAUGAUGAUGAUGGUUAUGAUGAAGGACUUUUUGAGAUAAGGAAGCUGAGCCUUAGCUGCUGCCGAAGGCGAGUGUACUAAGGGAACCCACCUAAGACUUUUUUUAUAUAUAAAAAAAUCAUUUUCUGCUGUAAAGGAAAGCUGUAAUAUAUAUAUAGACGACCAGUUAAGGUGUGGGGAGGGAGACGGGGGCGGCAUGAAUCGACAGAAGGCGAAGGAUUGUACAUUUCACCAGAUGCGGUUUGGCUUUUUCUUUCUUUCUUUCUUUUUAAAAGGAAAACAAAAAACUAUUCUGUGCCUAUUUAUGAAUAAGCUAUUCAAACCGAUUCUGAUAAUAAUAAUGAUAAUAAUAAUAAAUUUUUUAAAAAAGAGAGUUGGGUUGGGGGGAGGAGAAAGUAAAGAAUAACGAGAAUCAAUCAAAGGAGCUUGAAGAAAUAGAUAGAAGUUGACGAUUCAAGACCUAAUCGAGAGAAAGCAGGGCCAUUCUAGGAGGACCACGUUUAUUAUAGGCACUUGCUAUUUCAGUAAUGUCUAUAUUCUAUAAAUAGUAAUUUCAGACACUAUGUAGUCUGCUAGAUUUUAUAAAGAUUGGUAGUUCUCUAAGAAGCCUCGAACGUUUUUCUCAAUUGUAAAAUAAGUGGGCACACGUGUUACACAGAUCCAAACAGAUUCUUCCUUCCUAAAACCCCAACCUGCCCCACUUCCCGGAAAAAAGCAAACACCUUUCGCCAGGGACCCCUAUUUCCCGUCUUUGUAAACACCGUCCGGCAUUCCUUGUUUGUAAGUGUCGUAUGUAUUGUUGAUGCUGAUUAAAAGAAAACAGUUUAUAUCUUGAUUAUUUUGUUGUCUGAAGCGGAGCCAAGUCUUGCAUGCCACAAGCGUUUUCACCGUUUCCAGAGUGCUUAUAUCUCAUAUACAGAACUCCCUGGAAAUUAACUGAGCACUUUGAAUUUUUAUUUCGGGAGUGUUCGGGUUUUGUUUUGUUUUUUUGUUUUUUUUGGAGGGGGUGUGAGGGGUUGGGAAAAGGUGUAUAUUUUUCUUUUUGAAAAACAAAUGUCUAAAAUUGUCGGUUAAUAUAUUAUUUUACAUUUCAGUAAGGAAGUUUUUUAAUAUAUAUCUAUAUAUAUAAUGCCAUAUUCUGUAGUUUUCUUUUUCUUUUCUUUGUAUAUUUCCAGGAGGGCACUUCCUUAAGUUUCUGCCUCCUCUCCACCCCACAACCCCACCCCCGCCCCUCUCCGUUAUGGUGUAUGACAGUUAGCCUUGGACAUUUUAUCCCUAAAAACUCUUUCUUUGAGAAAGACAAUUUUAAUGUUUACAGCAAAUAAAUCCAUGUAAACG
Messenger RNA from Podarcis lilfordi (Lilford's wall lizard), 12236 nucleotides. The record is from the annotation of a GenBank genome assembly. Lineage: Eukaryota; Metazoa; Chordata; Lepidosauria; Squamata; Lacertidae.